UAUUGAUUUAUCAAAAUGUAUCGAUGAGAAAAAACGAAGCUCUGCUUGGAAAAAUGAAAUCUGUCGCCGUGUAGUUGAUGUUUGUAAACAGUUGAAGAAGCAAGGUGUUCACUCAUCCAUUCUUAUCAAUGCGGCUGGUUUCACAUCCACCGGCAUUGAUAAUACUGCUCAUUGUCUCACAUGCGGUCUAAAAGUAACUGAAUGGACAGCACACAUGAACCCAUUUACUGUUCAUGUUCAACAAAGUCCGAAUUGUUCAUUCGUUCAAUCGAUUGUAUCAAAGAAUCAAAUGAAAUUUUCUUCUUCAGAUGGUUCAAUAACAGAAAACCAAAACUUUGAAUUAUUACAUAAUCAAGAAAAAUUAUCGAAACAUAAAAAAAUCGAUCAAAAGAUCGACCAUUGCCUGACAGAAGUAGAGAUAAUGAAAGAAGUUCGUUGUCGAACAUUUUCACAUUGGCCUCAUCAGAAAGUACUAUCUCGAACACAAAUGAUUUCGGCUGGAUUUUUUUAUUGUAAUGUUAGUGAUCGUGUCAUUUGUUUGUAUUGUAAUUUAAUUUGUCAACAAUGGACACCACAUACUGAUGAUCCAGAUAAUAUACAUCAAACUCUUUCAUCUCUAUGUCCAUAUGUUUUAUUUAUUUUAAAAACUCGUCAGACAUCAACUGCAUCAAUUCUUAAUGAUAAUUCGAAUAAUCGAGCAUUAACAUCUAAUGUAUUGCGAUUUAAUGAAAUAGCUCAAGCAUCAGCAUUUCAUCGAGCCUAUGUUGAAAUUUCGAAACGUCUAUCAUCAUUUAAUUCUUGGCCUCAAGAAGACUUACCUUCUGUUGAUGAUCUUGUUCGAGCAGGAUUUUUUUAUACUGGCUCAAAAACAAUUGUUACCUGUUUUUAUUGUAAUGGAUCACUUCAGAAUUGGGGUCCCAAAGAUAAUCCAUUGAUUGAACAUGUACGUUGGUUUCCACUUUGUGCCUAUGCUAAACAAUUAUGUGAUGAUGAACUAUAUCGAAAAGUUCAAGAAUCUAAACGAAUUCGUCAAGAAUGUGCUGAAACAAAUGAAACAGAGAGAAAUGAAAAUUUUUCGAACAAUCAUCGAACAAACAAUUCUCAACUAAUGAUUCCUGAUGAGAACACACUGUCACGAUUUGUUGCUGCUCGACUCGAUUUGCCUAUUUCACAAAGUUUACUAAAUCGAAAUUUCAAAUUAUCAGUUAUCAAACGUUGUUGGGAGGAUCAACUAAGAUUAAAACGUUCGUAA
Rotaria sp. Silwood2 is the source of this 1252-nucleotide messenger RNA. Lineage: Eukaryota; Metazoa; Rotifera; Eurotatoria; Philodinida; Philodinidae. The record is from the annotation of a GenBank genome assembly.